CAGAACGGGAGUUAACUCACAUGUCAGCGAAGGACCCUUCCCUGAACCGCUAAGCGGUCUGAAAACAGUACCCAUGGAUGACUUAGGAGAUACAGCGCAAUGGACUAUGAUGAAGAGCUAAGAUGUCCAGUGUGUUUUUUGUUACUGGUAGAUCCAACCACACUAAACUGUGGACACACUAUGUGUAAAUUAUGCCUUGCUAGAUGGUAUAAUGUAUCAAAAAAGAAGGAAUGCACAGUAUGUCGCCAGCAGUGGGAAGGUCAGCCUAAAGUCAACACAACAAUAAGGAAUAUAAUCAACAAGAUGCAUUAUCGGCAGCUUGUGAUGCGUGAAAAAGACCUCCAGCAAGACCCAGAAAAUGCUGCUCAACUCCAAGAGUUUGAAAAAUGCAUGAACACAAUGAUGACUGCCCAACCACAGAAAGCAGAUGUUUCAUCUUUCUUUAAAGGCAUUCUUCUAACUUUAGUAGUUGUCAUGAUUAUCUACCUUUUUAACUAUUGGCAUAACUUUGGGGGUCGUGACCAACUGGUAAAUAAACCAGUUGCCUUUUGGCGAACUUCCGAUGUUGUUAAGUGGCUGAACAGCAUGCAAUGGGCCAGUAAUUACUCCCAGAAUGCUCAGAUGUUAGGGAUAGAUGGUCACAUGCUUCUUGAUGGGAAUGAGUUGAAGCUUCUGGAACUGCUGAAUGUGACAGAUGUUGCUCACCAGAAUGUCUUUCAGAUGACCAUACACUCUCUCCGAAGCACUGGUGUAAAAAUGCCAUCAACCCUUUGGGAGUACAAGGCACUCUACCCAGGCCGUUCCUUAUUUCUUGUAUAUGCACUCAAAGAAUUUCCACGAAGUACAAUGCUGCUGAAUUACUUCUUUUAUUAUGAAGAGUCAUUCCUGCCAUUCAUGUAUACAACAACAUCAACAAAUGGAAGAGAUUCCCUGACCUUUGUGGUGAAGCUUCCAGAUCCCACAAUUUUCCAGCUUCUGUCCUUCUGGGUCUUUAUGCUGGCCAUGCCAUACUACAUGCUAGGCCUGUUUACCUGGCACAUGCGUUCUGUACAUACCUACACACCCUGGUUCCUGAUGACUUCCUGUGCAUUACUCAUGCUUCUUGAUGGCACUUUUUACUCAGAAUUAAUUUUUCAGCAAAGGUGGAGGAACUGGUCACAUUAUCUGAAGUUACACAUCAAAGAGAUGCUCACAUCUGCCAUUUUCAUGAUCUUCUGGCCUUUGGCCCCUUCAUUUUUCUGUGACCUUCUGUUCUACGGAGCUCUGUACUUGACCCCACUGUCACUUGUCAAGUCAGUUUGGCAGCGGACACGAGGAUAGUGAAGAUGAAGAAGCGCAUGUACCAUGUUCUUGGGCCCUUUUUUUGUGAUGCCACAAUCGUUGCAGCGUUCUGUCUCCUUGUGAUAAAUUUAGAAAAAUAAAACACGUUACUGGACAGGCACAGUGCUCAUUUUAUAUUUCCUGCACUAAAUCUUAAAGCAUAUGCACAGCUCCUGCAUUAAAUCUAUUAAGAUGGGUGUUUUAAAAGAUGAAAUUUAUAAUCAAAUGGUAUUUUAGAUGUGACUGUCUUAUUAUUCAGAUGAAUGGAAAGUUUAAUUCCUGUAUGUACAGGCAAGCAUAGCUUUGUAGUUGGACUUUCUACUGCUGCAAACUGUAAUAUUAUCUUCUGGGUUAUGAAAUGUGUGCUGCACAUGCAUCAAAUGUGAUGCAUAAUUACUCAUUCAUGUGUUAAUUUGAAACAUUAACCACUAACUUUGGGAAGUAUUAAAUGUAAUUGUGAAUUUUGUUUCUUCUUGUGAGGUAAGGGUUUAUUCUCUUAUUGUGAUGACCUUCGCUGACUAGUUAAAAUCCUAAAAAAGUAAGCAACAUCAUACAUCUACAAAGUUCAUCCAAAUGAGAUUUAGGUGGCAAACAGGCUAUUGAUUUAUUUAUGACUUAUUUUAAACAAUUUAAAUAUAUUUUAGUUAUGAGAUACAUGUGUUUUGUUGUUUAUGGGCAUGUGCAUUUGAACUCAUUUAUGUCUAUGCAUGAAUGUAAGAGAUGUUGUGCUCUUAUUCAAACCUUCAAGAUUUUCCUGUUUUUGCGAUUUGAUAAUAAGUAGAGUUAAUUUGUUUAUUUCUUCAGUAUAUUUGGUAUAUCUGAGCUUAUAUUUUUUUUCACUUCGAAUCAAAAACAGUCGGAGGCCCUUAAUGCAUUAGUUUCUGCUAUGCAUUGAAAACCUGUGGUUCUAGAAAAAUAAUUCAGUGUUAUGAGAAAAUGUUAUUUUUAAAAGCAAGUGGUUUACAGAUUAAAUUUUAACAUUGUCUGAAAAAGUUGCUUCAUUCAUGAAGAUAUAUGCAUGUUUAGAGGCCGUUUGUUCCAAGCCUCCUGGUUGUAUAUUUCAAUAAAAUUUUUUUUUAAAUCACGUUGGUUUAUCUUUAAUCUGUAUUAAGAAGUUCAAAAAUUGCUUAUCUGCUGUUGUAAACGAUUUAGAUUUUAGUAAAAAAGCUAAUUUUAUGUAAACAUUUAGAACAUCACAAUAUACAACUUGCUUCUCUCAUUUAAGUGAUAUAGAAUAAAUAAAGCUUUUUUCCUUAAAGAAAGUUUAACAGUUUCCCCCUUUGUGUGUGCAUUCUGAGGGGAAAAAACCCCAUCCAAAACAAUGAUACAUCUUUAAAACAAUUCAUAUUUGUCUAUAUUAGUGAUCAUGAUUGUAAAUUUUUUAACUUAAUUAAAAAAAAUUUGAUCAUAAAUUAUUUAUGAAUACCCUGUGAAACUUAUCUAUGACAGAUAAUGUCUGAUUCAUAACUGUUAAUAUCGUUUUGUAAAUGUAUGCAAACAUUUGCUCUUUAGUGGCAUUUGUCAUUCCAGAAAUGUCAUGUCUGCUGUUGUUUGUUGACCCCAUUGACCUACAUUGAGGGAGUUUUUUCCCUUGCACAUCAGGGUUGUGACCCUAGCUUCUAUCGCUGCUAAUGAUAAAGGUAUAGUCAUUCUCCUCUCCAACUUUGUGCAUGUGCACAGAUAUACAUAAAUGUACUUAUCAGAUAUAAUCACUGUUAGAUAAAUUUAAAUGCUAUCUUCACACCAAAGUAGAAUUUUUUUUUUUUAAUUUUGUGAGAUGGGCUGAACAUAGACUGAUUAUAUCCAUUUUUUUUUGUGCUCAUUUUUCUGUAGCAGCAUAAACUCUUACAAGAUGCCUUACCCUUACCAAUACAUCUGUAUAGUCUACGGUGUUGGCAUGGAACUUUAUUUUGUCACGUCUGUAAUUGUCAAUAAUUAUUUGCAUCAAAUUUAGUUUCAACAUAAACAUUUUUAUGUGCUUCUUUAUGGCAAAGCUGUCCCUAAUGUUAAGAAUAUAAUUAUUGAUAUCAAAAAAACAAUGAACUGUU
Molecule: messenger RNA, 3368 nt
Organism: Pomacea canaliculata
Lineage: Eukaryota; Metazoa; Mollusca; Gastropoda; Architaenioglossa; Ampullariidae
Product: bifunctional apoptosis regulator-like
Exons: 8
Coding region: 100-1320 (406 amino acids)
Biological process (GO): proteasome-mediated ubiquitin-dependent protein catabolic process
Cellular component (GO): nucleus
Molecular function (GO): metal ion binding; protein binding; ubiquitin protein ligase activity
Source: RefSeq, a predicted model, not a curated record